GUAUAUUAUUUCCAACGAAUAUAUUCGCACAUUUGCGAAAAAAUACCAGCAAUAAGAUACAUUGCUAUUUAUGGAGUUUAGUAGAGGUCGAAGCACGUGCCUUUUCGUCAGUGACGACGGACCAGGAAGUUAACUCUUUACAGCAAGAAUAAUGGAAGAUCCAAAUGCAGAUACACAGUGGAAUGAUAUUUUACGAGAAAAAGGUAUUCUUCCAAAGAAACAAGAAAAAGAAAUUAAAGAAGAAGAUAUUAUAAAUAUUAUUGAAAAUACAGUUGAAGAAAAACUUCAAGAAACUACACAAUUAGAAGACUUGACUCUUGAUGAAUUAGAUGAGUUAGAAGAUGAGGAAGAUGAAAGAAUAUUGCUUGAAUAUAGGAAAAAAAGAAUAGCAGAGAUGCAAGAAGCACUUAGAAAAGCAAAAUAUGGAGAUGUUCGAGAAAUUUCAGCAGAAGAUUAUGUUCAGGAAGUAAAUAAAGCAGGAGAAGGAGUCUGGGUGGUUCUCCAUCUUUAUAAAUCUGGAAUUCCUCUAUGUACUCUUAUUAAUCAAUAUUUAACACAGCUGGCAGCAAAAUUUCCUGCUACAAAAUUUUUGAAAAGUAUAUCUACUACAUGCAUCCCUAAUUUCCCUGAUCGUAAUUUACCUACCAUAUUUGUCUAUUUUGAGGGAGAUAUGAAAAAACAGCUUGUUGGUUCAGAUACAUUCCGAGGAAUGAAUUUAAAAAUUGAUGAAUUGGAAUGGAUUUUAUCUAAGACAGGAGCUGUGCAAACAACUUUAGAAAGUGAUCCUAGACCAAAGAUACAAGAUGUCAUGCUGUCUUCCUUACAAAGAGAUGAUGAUGGUAAUGACUGGGACUAAGUUAUGGUUUUACCUUUUGAUAUAAUGUUGAUAAAAUGCAAAAUUUUUUGGUAUUUAUUUAUCAAAUACAAAAAAAAGGAAAAAUGUUUAAAUAAUAUUUAAAUAAAUAUAUAUUUAAAACCGAA
Messenger RNA from Centruroides sculpturatus (bark scorpion), 981 nucleotides. RefSeq names its product phosducin-like protein 3 (gene viaf). Gene Ontology annotation, biological process: protein folding. Gene Ontology annotation, cellular component: cytoplasm. The record is from RefSeq and is a predicted model, not a curated record. The transcript is spliced from 6 exons. Bases 152 to 856 code for a protein of 234 amino acids. NCBI's taxonomy places the organism in Eukaryota, Metazoa, Arthropoda, Arachnida, Scorpiones, Buthidae.